AUGUUCCGCUCCUUCGCCAUCCUACGCCCGAAGCCGAGCUUUGUCGUCACAAGGACCCCGACAUCGUUCUGCACUUCCGCACGUUCAUUGGCCGCUAUAGGGGUAGGCGGCGGUGAGAAUAGCGGCGGCGGCGGCGACGACGAGCUAGACGCGGCGAGGCGCUGGUUAGCAAAUUUCAAUGCCGAAACAAUACCGCGUAACAUUUGCGACGUCUCUUUCAGUAGAUCUUCUGGUCCUGGCGGUCAGAAUGUGAACAAAGUAAACUCAAAGGCUACUUUGCGACUCCCGCUAUCGGCCUUGCUGCCCAUGCUUCCUGUUGUUCUCCGACCUGCAGUCUCAAAAUCUAGAUUUAGUGCCAAAGAUGAUCUGGUCAUACAGGCAGAUGAUAGCAGGAAGCAGGCUGAGAACGUGCAUCGCUGUUUCAUCAAGCUACACGAGAUGAUUGUGCAAGUUGGACGUGAAGUGGUGCCGGGCGAGACUAGUGCUGAGCAGGUGGAACGCGUCAAGAAGCUACAAAAAGCAGAGAACGAAGGCAGACUCAAGAUGAAGAAGAAGCACAGUGACAAGAAAAGUGCAAGACGAGGCGGUGGAAAGCCAGACUAUUGAGAGGAAAGUAUCAUUGUAUCAUUAUUUGUAUAUUAGUCCAGUGACGACUCAUGCGAUGUGCGAAUGUAACGAGAUGCUCAUGAUGACAGAUCGGUAAAUUGUCCUGAGAUCAGUAUCACACGCAGCGACAGGCGCUUAGCAAGGUACCUAUACUUGACAUGUCAGCAAUGUAUAACAAAACCAAGGCAUGAGAAGCUGCAGAGGUGUAUGUGUGGAUAAUAAAAUCAGACAUCCAAGGAAGAUGUUGCGCUCAACGACCGUCAAAGAUAGGUUCUAGGCGACGGCUAGCGUGAAAACUGCGAAUGUGGUAUGGGUUUCAUCAUAGAAAUCCGUGCUGGGGGUGGAAGAGAUGAGAGAGGAUGCAUACCGAGAGCGAUAAUAUGGUGAGACAUUGAUGACGGCGUGGGUUGGCGUAGUCAUAUAUGAGGCGAUCUACUCUACAGCUUCCUGCA
Molecule: messenger RNA, 1058 nt
Organism: Aureobasidium subglaciale EXF-2481
Lineage: Eukaryota; Fungi; Ascomycota; Dothideomycetes; Dothideales; Saccotheciaceae
Exons: 3
Coding region: 1-606 (201 amino acids)
Biological process (GO): mitochondrial translational termination
Cellular component (GO): mitochondrial large ribosomal subunit
Molecular function (GO): translation release factor activity
Source: RefSeq, a predicted model, not a curated record